Pungitius pungitius (ninespine stickleback) is the source of this 3670-nucleotide messenger RNA. It is a transcript of the gene ntng2b, whose product is annotated as netrin g2b. The record is from RefSeq and is a predicted model, not a curated record. The transcript has 8 exons. Bases 1 to 1764 code for a protein of 587 amino acids. Lineage: Eukaryota; Metazoa; Chordata; Actinopteri; Perciformes; Gasterosteidae. Gene Ontology annotation, cellular component: basement membrane. Gene Ontology annotation, biological process: animal organ morphogenesis; tissue development; substrate adhesion-dependent cell spreading.
AUGAGAAUUGGGGUCUACUACCACUACUACUACAAAGAUACCCGGGUACCGCUCCAUGCGCACCAAAUCUCCUCUGAGCCCCGCGGCCCCCCCCCCCCCCCCCCUCGCCCUGUGCCGGACCACGCUCUGAACUCCACCACCCCACCCCCCCCCCAACCCCCCCAGCCUGCCAUGCUCCUCCAGGCCGUGUGCCUGCUGCUGCUGCACUGCUUGGCCUCCGCGCUGGGCCAGUACGAACUGUGCAAGUCCCUGGUGAGCACGGAUGAGGGCUCGGUGUGGGAGCAGUACGCGUGCCAGCCGAAGACCGCCUCCAUGAGGGACUACAUGCGGAUCAAGGUGGACCCGCCGGGAAUCACCUGCGGAAACCCGCCCGAGAGGUUCUGCACCCUGGAGAACCCAUACCUCUGCAGUGAUGAGUGCGACGCCUCCAACCCGGACCUGGCGCACCCUCCUCAGCUGAUGCAGGACAAGGAACGCAACGGCCUGCUCACCUACUGGCAGACGGUCACGUGGAGACGGCACCCGGAGCCCCUGCUGGCCAACAUCUCCAUGGCCUGGAACAAGAGCCUGGAGCUCACGGACGACGUCCAGGUCACCUUCGAGUACGGCCGUCCCUCCAUCAUGGUGCUGGAUAAGUCCAUGGACCACGGGCGCUCGUGGCAGCCCUACCAGUUCUACGCGGACGACUGCAUGGACGCCUUCAACAUGCCGCCCAAGCGCGUGCGCGACCUCUCGGCCGCCAACAUCACGCGGGUCAUCUGCACCGAGCAGUACUCGCGCUGGGUGGGCUCCAAGAACGACAAGAACGUCAAGUUCGAGGUGCGGGCGCGCUUCUCCGUGUUCGCGGGGGCGCGGCUGCAGAACAUGGACGGCCUGUACACGCGCAUGGAAAGUAUGAAGGGCUUGAGGGACUUCUUCACCUUCACCAACCUGAGGAUGAGGCUUCUCAGGCCCGCCCUCGGGGGCACCUACGUCCAGCGGGACAACCUGCUCAAGUACUUCUACGCCAUCUCCAACAUCGAGGUACCAGCCAGGUGUAAGUGUAACCUCCAUGCCUCCCAGUGCCUGCUGCAGGAUGGGAACCUCCAGUGCCAGUGUGAACACAACACCACGGGCCAGGACUGCCAGCGCUGCAAGAAGGGCUUCAAAGCCAAGUCCUGGAAGGCUGGCUCCUACCUGCCGCCACCCAACGGGACCCCCAACUCCUGUACAAUCGCUGGUUCUCCCUCCGGUUCUAACUGCGAGUGCUACGGCCACUCCAACCGCUGCAGCUACAUCGACUACCUGAACAUCGUCACGUGCGUCAGCUGCAAGCACAACACCCGGGGCCAGAACUGCCAGCACUGCAGACUGGGAUACUUCCGCAACGCCUCCGCCGAACUGGACGACGAGAGCGUCUGCGUCGAGUGCAACUGCAACCAGAUGGGCUCGGUUCACGACCGGUGUAACGGCACAGGCUUCUGCCAGUGCAAAGACGGCGCCACAGGGGCCAAGUGUGACGACUGUGAGCCGGGAUACUACUGGAAACAAGGCUGUUACUCCAACGUCUGCGACGAGGAGAUGCUCCUGUGUCAGAACGGAGGAACGUGCUACCAGAGCCAGAAGUGCGUCUGUCCCCCGGAGUUUAAAGGGGUGCUGUGCCAACAACCCCGCUGCGAGGCGGGCACGGACUGCAACGCCGCCUCUUCCCUGCACCCUCCCACGGCCGCGCUGCUGCUCUGCACUCUGCUAGCCCGCCUGCUGGCCACGCCAAGUCCGCACUGAGCCACGAGAGAAGAAAAGAAAAGAAAAAAAAACUCAGACCUCGGCGGGUGUGUGUAUGUAUGUGUGUGUGUGUGUGCGGGAGGUGAACGGUGACCCCCCCCCCCCGGGAAUGGCAUGGGCCGCCGCCCCUGCUGUCGUGGACCCGCACAUCCCAGCGAUCGCACACACACACACACGCACGCCUCCUAUUAACACACACACACACACACAUACACAUAUAUAUAUAUAUGUAUGUAUACACACACACACACACACACACACAACAGGACUGUUAUGAUACCGAUUGUGUGUGCUCAGGUGUGAGAAGGACGAACAGAGAAGAAAAAGGUGAGCGGUCUCAGAGAUUAAAAAGAUGCAGAUGAAGGGUGCAAGAAAAAGAAAAAAAAUGAUACCAACCACUGUUCCCUUUAUUCCUGAGCUGGAGCAACGUGCAUCAAACCAAAAAGCAUAAGCAAGACACUUAAAAUCAUCACUAUUUCACCACCCUACGAGGAUCUUCUCUUUUUUUUUUUCCUUCUUUUUUUCUUGGUUGAGUUAAAGAUCUCACCUGUUUGACUGGCACCACCUGUGCGUGUGCGUGUGUGUGUGUGUGUGUGUGCGCGUGUGCAGUCAGACUCGGUGAGAGGACGCGACAUGGCGGACGAGGCCAGAUGUGCGUUGGAUCCUGCUGCUGAGGCCUACAUAGUAUAUAACCCAGGUUUCAUUUCUUUCUCAAAAGAUGAUGACUUUAUUUUACCUUUACUAUAUUUCUGCUGCAUUCUUUUUUUUUAUUAUAUCUUCAUUGUAUUUAAUGUGCCCACUAAGAGUCGCUGAGAUUAUACAUAUUAUAUAAUAUCCAGGGGGCUACGAAUAAUAAAAAUUUAGUCACUAUUACGGUUGUCAUAGGAAUGAGUGAUUGUUGCCACAUUUAGCGAGAUUUAAUUUUCACACAGUAUUCAGGAAGCAGAAUUUAACAGAAUAUACCUUAUCAGAAGUCUAAAAAAAGAGAGAAAAGAUAUCGACCACGUAUCAAUAUUAUAUGACAUUAUUUGAAUAUUUUUUGUAGAAAUUAUUUUUGUUUGGAGUUACAAUAAAUUAUAAAAAAUGACAUUUACAACUAUUCCAAAUGAGCAUUUUAUUACACCGAGUGUAAACCUUGCAGUAAAAUGACUGUUAUUUGCCUUCUUGCUUGUGCUUUUGUCACUCAAACAAGUGUCCGCGGUUACACGCUGUUAACAUCAUCUUUUUUUCCCCAGCGGGGUGAAAAAGUCGUCCUUUUUAACCAUUCAAUCCAUGUUUGACGUUUGUGUUGAAUGCUCUUAAUUACACACUAGUCCAACAGUCACAAAGAACUGCUUCACGUCUGGAGAAUAUAUAAUAUUUUAUUCUGAUAACAGUUGCAUAGAGGUCUUUGUAUCUGAAAAUGUCACUUGCAGAUCCAGAACAACUGAUGCACUAAUUAUAAAAUGUGUUCCACUGUACAAACAAUGGAGAUAUACUGAUUCCUGAGAAAGAAGGACUGACCCCGAGGAUGGACGUCACAUUUUUAACUCUCCUUUGCAAGGCUGUUCCACUAACAGGUUGGGUUUCCUAAAAGAAAUAAUAUUUUCCACACCAUGAUUUCCCAGAGAAGUGUUGCAUUGCAGAGUCUGCCCAGGUACACGGUGGAUAAAGAGAUGUGAACGCGGCAUUACACCAGGACGCCGUGCACAUCCAAGAUAAAAGCCAGGCUAAGCCGGUGAGAAAUGACAAGACAAGGGAUCCUUGUAUUACUCCUUUCUGAGCCGCUGGUUCCUGUGCUGGCUGUUCUGUGUGUGUGUGUGUGUGUGUGUGUGUGUGUGUGUGUGUGUGUGUGUAGGCCUCAUCCCCUUUGAGCUGGGAGGGAACGCUUUAUGAACGUACAACAUUGAGAAGUGCUGCAAAGGAA